Messenger RNA from Lacerta agilis (Sand lizard), 1553 nucleotides. RefSeq names its product stabilizer of axonemal microtubules 2 (gene SAXO2). Bases 20 to 1435 code for a protein of 471 amino acids. Gene Ontology annotation, cellular component: cytoskeleton; ciliary basal body; sperm flagellum. Gene Ontology annotation, molecular function: microtubule binding. Lineage: Eukaryota; Metazoa; Chordata; Lepidosauria; Squamata; Lacertidae. Gene Ontology annotation, biological process: microtubule anchoring. The transcript is spliced from 4 exons. The record is from RefSeq and is a predicted model, not a curated record.
AGACGCCUAGGACGGGAGGAUGAAGCCGCCUCAGUGCAUAUGCCAGAUCUGCACCUGCGGGCGCCAUCGUUGCCCUCAUAAUCCCACCAGGAUUUAUGACCGUGUAGGGGAGUCGACCCUCAUAACGGAAUACGUGGAGAAAUAUCCUCUCUAUGGCAAUAUCCCUCCUGCCCAGAGCCUCAAGCCCAAGCAUGAGUAUCAGACGCACGGAGGGAAAAUGGAAGGCAUCACAACUUUCAAGUCUGACUACCUUCCAUACGAUGUUGCAAAUCGGCCUGUUCGGGUUCCAGCGGAAUGCAAACCAGUAACUGGAGAGAUGGAUAUGGGAACCACUUACAGAAGAGAUUUUAAUGCUCACAAAAUAAACCCCGUGAUAAUAGUAAAGCCUGUAGAGAGGAAAUACAAUAGAGAAGGCAAAGUGAAUACCAUACCUACUUACCGAGCUGACUAUAGGGCCUGGGAAGUUCAAAGAAGGGAGCCCAACAAAGUGGAGAACGCCUACCAACUUCCCACUGAAAAGUUUGGGAACAGCACAACAUUUCAAGAUGCCUUUUUCCCGAGGGAAAUCUCCCUCCGAAAAAGCUUUAAGCCCACUGUUGUGACCAAGCUUUCAGAUCAGCCUUUUACCAGUGUUACAAGUCAUCGCAGCGAUUACGUUCCUCAUCAGCUGGAGCCACAAUUGAAGGUGUCAAAAGAAGAAUACAAGCCAAAUAGCCAACCCUUUGUAGACACCACAACACACCGCUGUGAUUUCAGAGGGCUUGUUGGCGAACUUCCAAAAAGCUUUAAGCCUGAACCCUCUAAAGUGGAGGUGAAGGCUCAUUUUGAUGGAACCACAGAAUUCCGCGAUCGUUUUCAACCGUGGGCCAUUUCUUUACCUGAAGUUCACAAAGCAAAAGAGUAUGUUCCACCCACAGGCAACAUGGAUAUGAACACCACGAGCCACCUUGCUUAUAUUCCACACGACAUCAAUCCAGCUGUCAUCAUGAGACCAGUAGAAAGGAGCAGGAGAAAUAAUGCCCCCUUUCAAGGGAAUACAACAAUGAGAGAUUCCUUUCAAGCUUGGGAUAUCCAUCGGCCAGAAAUUGUCAAGAAGUCCCAGGAUAUCCCAAAGGCCUCUGGGAAAUUUGAUGGCAUGACAACCUUCAGAGCUCACUAUAGACCACACAACAUAGUCCUGACUCAGAGCUGCAAACCUUCAAAGAUGUCCCUAUCUAGUUCAGCACCUUUUACAGAUGAAACCUUGUACCGUACAGAUUAUACGCCAAAGAAACAAGAGGUCUGCCCAGCAACCUAUCCAUCCCCUCCAGGAUAUGUCUUUGUCAACACUGAUUCUCGUGGUCACAAAUUCUUCCGCAGAGUUUCACCAGACGUCAGUAAGAUUGCUCAUGCAAAUGGUAAUCAUGUUCCAAAAGAAAUAGCAGUUGUAUCCUAACUCCUAAUUCUAAUAGUUUGCACAAAAGUGUUCCGAAAAUUAUCAUGCAGUGGUCAGAAUAUUACAUUAGCUCUAACCAUUCUAAAUAAGCCUACAGAUUAUUAUUAUUUUUGGGAGU